Molecule: messenger RNA, 1377 nt
Organism: Laccaria bicolor S238N-H82
Lineage: Eukaryota; Fungi; Basidiomycota; Agaricomycetes; Agaricales; Hydnangiaceae
Product: homeodomain transcription factor
Exons: 3
Coding region: 1-1377 (458 amino acids)
Biological process (GO): regulation of transcription by RNA polymerase II; cell differentiation
Molecular function (GO): RNA polymerase II cis-regulatory region sequence-specific DNA binding
Source: RefSeq, a predicted model, not a curated record
AUGGCUCGUCAUGAACCAUAUCCCAUACUCGAUAUGCGUUCCCGCAGGGCAUCCCUUCGUCUCGACGCUGCUGCCGUCGUACACAAGUCUGACGAGGACCGUAGCAGCGACGGUUCACCCACUUCUGCCAUCACAUCUCGUUCCCCAACAACAAUCUCUUUUGACAAUCAUCAAUCUCCUCAGGAAUUGGAUAGAGUCAAGAGUGAAGACGAACUGGAGCUAGCUUCAGGUCCUAUACGGUUCCGAUCAGGAUCGAGCGCAAAAUCUGAUACAGAGAAACGCAAACGUUCUCGGGUUACGCAAGAGCAGCUUGUUCACUUGGAACAAUAUUUCAAAGCUGAUCGCUGCCCCACUGCCACUCGAAGACGUGAGAUCAGUGAACAAUUGGGUAUGCAAGAGCGUCAGACGCAGAUAUGGUUUCAGAAUCGCCGUGCAAAAGCAAAGCUGCAAGAGGGUAAACAGUCGAGCGUCACCGAAGUAUCUGAGCUGUCGCCAGAUACCCCGCCUGAGCUUUCAACUGGCUUUGAGGCGGAACUUUAUAACCUGAUACAUGAAGAUGGACCGGUGACCAUCAUUCCCUGCACGGAUUUAUCCAUAGGAUCGUGGAGGCGCAUCGCUACUCAGACUGACAAGCAUGCUUUACUGGCAUACGUUUGCGAAGUUAAGCGUUGCCUAACCUGGUACAUCAAGUCGGCUGGAUACGGGUUUAAGAUGGAAAUACCCUUCGACACCAUCAUCAACACCGAUUUCCAGAACGCGGCUCCAGGUUCUGGAAUGGCAUCUUUCAUCUUGUCCCAGCCGCCUGCUUUUUAUCUGGAGCAUGUAUCCUCUAGUUCUCCGGCUGAACGUUUGUGGAAGAACUGUGCUGACUGGACUGAGGGUCGGCAGGCCACGCACGUCCUGCGGCACACGCUCAUCGGGUCUGCAGUUCAGCUAAACCAUCUCUUGCGAGACCUUAACACUGGGUCAGUGGGAUCAGAGAUAACCCUUUACCAUCCGUCGGCCUAUCAAAGAUCAGCUCAGCUGUCUCCCCCGAUAGCACUUCCUACACCACCGUUGGGACCAUACGGCCAUUCGGCCCCUGUGAACGCGGAACGGUUCUGGAAACGCACAGAAUUCAGUCCGCCAAACCCAGAAUCUUUCUAUGGUGCCGAUGGGACUCGCCAAAUACUGCAACGUAUUGAACCGCGGACAUCGCGGUCUCCUCAUUCUCCACCUUACAAUGAAUAUCACCACCAAAACUAUACCUCCCAUUACGGAGAUGGGCCCAUUUUACAGCGACGCUCAGCUUCUUACUCUGUCCAGUCUAUUUCCCUUCCAUACGGCAAUGGUCUUCCCCCGCAACAAUUCGAUCAGGAUUUUGAGCAUAAUGCAUAA